Molecule: messenger RNA, 795 nt
Organism: Pyrus x bretschneideri (Chinese white pear)
Lineage: Eukaryota; Viridiplantae; Streptophyta; Magnoliopsida; Rosales; Rosaceae
Product: flowering-promoting factor 1-like
Exons: 1
Coding region: 128-442 (104 amino acids)
Biological process (GO): vegetative to reproductive phase transition of meristem; regulation of flower development
Source: RefSeq, a predicted model, not a curated record
UCCCACACCACACCAACCCAACCCAAUUCAUUUCCUUCCCCUCCUCUUUCUCCAAAGGAGCAGCAACAAAUUACAACCAAUACUACCCACCAGAGAAAACCCCAGUUGCAGAUACCAGAAAGAAAAAAUGUCUGGGGUUUGGACUUUUAAGAAUGGGGUGAUUCGCCUGGUCGAAAAUCCUCAGGCCGAGACAUCUUCCAGGAAGGCUUUGGUGCACUUGCCGAGUGGAAAGGUGGUGUCGUCCUACUCGAUGCUCGAGGAAAUAUUGACGGGGUUAGGGUGGGAGAGGUACUAUGGAGGAGACCCCGAUCUCUUCCAGUUCCACAAGCGAUCUUCGAUCGAUCUAAUCUCUCUCCCCAGUGACUUCUCCAAGUUCAACUCUGUUUACAUGUACGAUAUUGUCAUUAAAAACCCCAAUAUCUUCCACGUUCGGGACACGUAGGCAUCUGUGUGACAUCAGUUGGAAUUCAAAAGUUGUGUGAGUCUUCCUUGAUAUGUUGUUGAUUUCUCCUUCUUUUUUCUUCUUCAUAUCACUAGGUUACUUGGUUCUUUUAGUACGUGAUUGAUCUGCUUUUGGGUUUGUUGGUAUACGUCGAGUAUACUUAGGAAUGGCUUCAGCCAUAGGUUUCAUUCAUGUCUCCCCUAAUUAACCCUUCCUGGUUAAUUCAGUGUGUAUUUGUAAUAAAAAGUAGACCUACAUGGUGUUUGUGUUAUUUUGGAUAUUUUGGGUUGCUUUGUAAAAUAUUUUGGCAUUGUAUCAUCUAAUAAUAAUAGUGUAUGUCAUUGAAAGAAGCA